This is a messenger RNA of Psammomys obesus (fat sand rat), 2091 nucleotides long. RefSeq names its product FXYD domain containing ion transport regulator 6 (gene Fxyd6). NCBI's taxonomy places the organism in Eukaryota, Metazoa, Chordata, Mammalia, Rodentia, Muridae. Gene Ontology annotation, biological process: regulation of sodium ion transmembrane transporter activity. The transcript has 8 exons. The record is from RefSeq and is a predicted model, not a curated record. Gene Ontology annotation, cellular component: membrane. Bases 600 to 881 code for a protein of 93 amino acids. Gene Ontology annotation, molecular function: sodium channel regulator activity.
UGGGCUGGGGUGUCUUGAAAACGGGCUUCUGGGCAGCAAAACCCUGCUUCAGGUGAGGGCUUGGUCCCCACAGCCCACCAGCUCUAUUUGAAAACGACAACUCCACCCACCUCUGGCUCCCAUUCAUGCUAAUUGCCAUCACACUCAAAGAACGCAGGUUUCCUAUUUUUUGUGACUUCCUCCCCUGAAUUUACUAUUUCAAAAAAGACACUAGCCCCGUCACAGUGUUGAUCUGGCUCGCUUCCUAUCCCCGCCAAAGGAAGAAAAUCAAAAAGCAACAGCUGCUGGCAAAUCCGCUCGGGCGCUGGGCGCCUCCUCCGCGCGCGUCUCCUGUUGCUUCUUCAAGCCUCACUUCCCUUUGCGAAGAGCUCGCGGAGAGGAGGGCGCGGGCGACAGCACAGGGGUCUGCCGCGAGGGGACCAGACGGAGAAGCCGGCGGACGCGCGGGCGACCCGGGAACCCAGCCGUCAGCCCCCUACGGGAGGCGGGAAAGCCGCAAGCCGCGCCCACCGCCCUGCCCCCAGCGCGCCACUCCCGGCUGCUAGGACUCUGCUUGUCCUCCUGGGAUCCGCUCGGAGGGGAUCCAACGCCUAGGCGCCAUGGAGACGGUGCUGAUCCUCUGCAGCCUGCUGGCCCCUGCAGUGCUGGCUAGUGCUGAGAAGGAGAAAGAAAACGACCCUUUCUAUUACGACUACCAGACUCUGAGGAUUGGGGGCUUGGUGUUCGCUGUGGUCCUCUUCUCCGUUGGGAUACUCCUCAUCCUAAGUCGCAGGUGCAAGUGUAGUUUCAAUCAGAAGCCCAGGGCUCCAGGGGAUGAAGAGGCCCAGGUGGAGAACCUCAUCACUACAAAUGCUACGGAGCCCCAGAAGGCAGAGAACUGAGGUGCGGCCUCCAGCAGGAAGCCUCCAGAAGCCAAGGCCAGCUGCCUGACACUUUCGAGGCUGACGUCAAGGCUUGAGAAAACCGGCUACUUCAUGCCAGACCUUUCCCUAGGAGAAGCCAAGAACAUGAGUUCCCCGUGCCUCUCUCUGUCCCCACUAACCCCAGUCCUGUACUUGAUGCAACGCUCACAGCCCUUCCUUUCUCACUGCAGCCGGGGUCUGGCCCCUUUCUGUGCUGUGUCUGUGUGUGUCUGAUGACUGUGGUCUGUGGCUACUCAUUCGUGGAUUUCAUUGUUCCGGUAAACUGUGUGCUCCCUUUCCUGAGGGGCUUGGCCAUUUUGCCCUCAGCGCCUUGUGACCGUCUCCUGUGGCCUCCAUCCCCUCUUGCUCUCUGCAGUCUGUUCUGCCUAUGAGGAGCCCUAGCCCCAUGUCUGGAUUUAGGCUGGAGGGAGAGUUGUUCCCAGAGCAGGAGCCCCAGGCUGUUUUAGGACAAAGAAACUUUGUAUAAUCUAAACUGAGCUUCUUCCGGGACUCUCCGAAGAAACUUGCUCCAGACUCCAACCAAUUUAGAAGGUCUGUUAGCAGCUGGAGAUUUGGAGGAUUGCCUUCCUGCAGGCUCUGUCUGCCCUCCUGAGGUCAUUUUCCUUUCAGGGUGUCCACUUCAGAGAACCAAUCUGCCCUACCCUUUGCGGAGUGCCCAGGAAUUCCAGGUCCAGGGCUUCUUGCCUCUGGGGAACUGUGCUCCUCACAUACCUUCUGAGCAAUAGACCCAUAGGCUCUGGAAUGCCCCUGCCUUUGCCCACCUUCCCUGCUUUUGAGACUUCGAUCUCCAGUCCAAUUCAUCUGACCUGAAGUGGGUCUCUGGCAGCCCAGGGGAUGCCUCAGAGAGGUUGGAUUGGGGUGGGUCCGGCAGCCUUUGCAGUUUCCUUUCCCUGCCUGUCGGGUGAAAGUGGAGAGCGAUGGCAAGAUGCAGGAGCAGGGCUUUGGGUCAGAGGAGCACCCGGGUAUGCACAGCCCAAAUGCUGAGCAAACGCCAGAAAUCAAAGGUCAUGGGAGUAGAAACUCAAACCAGACCCUGCCCCACCUGUCCAUUGUGUUCCCUUGGAAACUAACCAAGUCACACUGUGUACCGGGACUGCUGAUCUCUGUCUUGUGAUCUAUCUGACAACAGAAAAAUUAAUAAAUAAAUAAAACAUUGUUUCCUAGUGGC